Haliotis rufescens (red abalone) is the source of this 2904-nucleotide messenger RNA. RefSeq names its product cartilage matrix protein-like. Lineage: Eukaryota; Metazoa; Mollusca; Gastropoda; Lepetellida; Haliotidae. The transcript has 10 exons. The record is from RefSeq and is a predicted model, not a curated record. The coding region runs from base 183 to 2051 and encodes 622 amino acids.
AACGGGAGUCGGUUUGCGUCACGGUCGAGACCGCCUUACUCAUUGUGGCGGGAGCCGAGCAGCUAUAAGCGGAAACUAGGAUGAGAAAACCCUACAUUUAAAGACAGGUGUGGAUAGCCCCUCUCCAGUCGGACUCGACACUCUGUGAGCGACACACUUAUAUCGCCAAACUGUGGAAACUGAUGAUGUGGUCUGUGCUACAGGUCUGCGCUCUUGCCUUAACCCUCAAGGUCGGCUGUCACGCGGAGAAGAUAACAGAUCACCUCGAAUGUCACGAGAAGGUCGCCGACGUCGUAUUUGUCCUCGACUCCUCUGUCAGCCUGUGGGAGAAAGACUUCGCCGCCCAACUCGACUUCGUGCAGAUGUUAGUGGACACAUUUGCCGUUGGUCCCAAAAACAUCCGAGUUGGUAUUAUGACCUUUGGGACAGACGUGAGACUGGACUUCAACCUGAAGGAACACCAGACCAAGAAAGAGUUGAAGACCGCCAUCGGUGAAAUUGCCUACCUGGGUGAACGACAAGGAACAAACACGGGAGAAGCGCUUCAAUACGCCCGGUCGAAGAUGUUCGAGAAGGAGAACGGCGGCCGUGACUUUGCAGGCAAGGUCAUCAUCCUGAUCACGGACGGCUAUUCCCACAACCUCACCAAGACUCUCUGGGAGGCAUCCAUGGCCCAUAGCGACGGCAUCGAGGUGUUCGCCAUUGGGGUGGGGCUUGGGAAGGACGACAGAGAACUCCGGGGUAUCGGAUCCACCCCCAAGGACAAACACGUGUUCCGGGUGGACAACUACAACGCCCUCCCCAACAUACAGGAGGCGCUGGAGCAUAUGUCCUGUGACCGUCCCAGCAACAACCAGAGCAAGACAGAACCUUCUGUAAAGCCAGACACAGGAUGUGGCGGGAAGCCGGCGGACGUCUACUUCAUCGUGGACAGCUCUUCCAGUAUAUGGAGGCCUGACUUCGACAAGCAGCUGGACUUCAUCAAGGAGGUGAUCGGUCAGUUCGACUUAGGCCAGGGCAGCACCAGGGUCGGCGUCAUCACAUUCAGCGACGGCAUUCAUCCCAUCAUACCUCUCACCGGAAGUCAGAACCGCCGUGAUUUGGAAGAGCAGAUCGACAAGGUUCCUUACACUGGUGGCGGAACAAACACAGGUGGCGCCAUCAGGUUUCUAACCGACCACGCAUUUGCCGCUGAUAUUGCCCGACCGGAAGUUGCCCAUGUUGCCAUCCUUAUGACGGAUGGCCAGUCCAAGAACUUGACGAACACAUACAUGGAGUCCCAGCGUGCCCACAAAGCAGGCAUCUACCUCUUUGCUAUCGGCAUUGGCCAGUUUGUUGACACACUUGAGCUGAACGACAUCGCCAGCAACCCUGACGACGACUUUGUGUUCCAAGUGGACGACUACACGGCUUUAACAAGCAUCAAGGACCUGCUCGCUAUAAAAGCCUGUCAAGUGCACGACAACUUUAUGAAGGAUCAACCAGCCUCGUGCAGCUUUGACACAGCCACUGACGUCAUGUUUGUGUUCGACUCCGGUGCUAUUGGUCGACGUCAUAGUCACAUGAUCGAAGACCUCAUCGGUGACGUAGUCCGCGAGAUGGAAUUGAAACACCACGUGACUCGUGCCGGAAUCAUCCGAGAGUCCUGUUCCCAAACCACCGACAUAGGCUUGUCGCAGUACAAUAAUGCACAUGCAUUCAAACGUCAUUUGAAGAAUGUGGAGUAUAAAGGACUUCAGCCACUUAUUCAAAAGUUAAGGAGGUACAGCUUCAAGCCUCGUUAUGGUGGACGGAAGUCAUCUCAGAAAAUUGCAGUCAUAUUUGUUGACGAUCUACUUGACAAUCCAGGGCCGACGAUUCUUGAGGCAAGGAGAGCGAAAUUCACCAACAUCCGGGUCAUUGUGGUCGCUACCGGCAACCAUUAUGAUGAGAAGCAGCUGGAGCAGUUGGUGACGUCACCAGCCUCAAGAAACGUGGUCCACGUCGACCACUACAAAAACAUUGCCGAGGCCAAAGGGAGGUUACUCUAUUCAAUGUGUGCAGGUCGAUGACGACCCCCACAGACCACAGACUUCUGAAGUCUCCAGCAACGAUGAUUUCCCGAAUCAAGGAACAGGGUUUUCGGUACCAGCAUCUGACGACUGUCCCGGAGGAUGCAGAGCGCGGGGUUGUUAAUACUGUGUGGACUUUGUGUCGUGCAACACGUCUCUGGCCACAUUCCAGUGAUGGCAAGCUCCUUGAUAUAUAUAUAUAUCCUAUUUAUCAUGGCGUCGGAUCCACUUGUAGAUACCCUCGACACAACAACUUAUUAUGGGACCAAGGCUUUUUUCUAAAUACUAUUUGAGUAUUUAUGUCAACAAGUGUGCUUGUUGUAAUCAAAACAAAGUUGACAAAAACGCUCAAAACUGGAUUCCACACAAAUAUUGCCCAAUUAAGUGUAUGUCUUUAUCGUCCAUUUCGAGAUUUCAGUGUGAUGUGUGACUAGUAUCUGGGCCAAGACAGCACCUGUCCAGUACAGCCUGUUUAUUAGCAUUGCCUGUUAUCAGUACUAAUAGCGUUUGUGAUACAGAUGUGUUUUUAUGUGUGAUCUGCACUACGAAUGCGUGACUACGUGUGUGCGCAGCACUACGAGUGCGUGAGUACGUGUGUGAACUGCACUACGAGAGCGUGACUACGUGAGUUGCACUACAAGUGCGUGACUACGUGUGUGAGCUGCACUACGAGUGCGUGACAACGUGUGUGGGUUGCACUACGAUAGAGCUGCACUACGAGUGUGUGACCACGUGUGUGGGUUGCACUACGAUAGAGUUGCACUACGAGUGCGUGACUACGUGUGUGAGUUGCAAUACGAGUGCGUGACUACGUGUGUGAGUUGCACUACGAGUGCGUGACCACGUGUGUGAG